Messenger RNA from Impatiens glandulifera, 637 nucleotides. Its product is annotated as protein FLOURY 1. The transcript has a single exon. The record is from RefSeq and is a predicted model, not a curated record. Bases 8 to 637 code for a protein of 209 amino acids. NCBI's taxonomy places the organism in Eukaryota, Viridiplantae, Streptophyta, Magnoliopsida, Ericales, Balsaminaceae.
UUUCAUCAUGGGUUGGAAGGCUUUGAAAUGUGGUCUCCAUUUCAAGGGCAUUUCAAGUGAUUGUAAAGGAAAAUCAAGUGUUAUGACAAAUGGAUUCCCUUUAAAAAGGAAUACUAACUUUCUCCUAAUGCUUGAAGAAUCUGAUGACAUAAAGCUAGAAGUAGAAGAAACCAAUGUAAACAAUGGAGAAGGAGGUCUGAAAAAGAUGGUGAGCAAACUAAACGAGGAGCUGGAGAAGGAGAGGCUGGCGGCUGCGACUGCAGCUGAGGAGGCAAUGGCGAUGAUUAUGAGGCUGCAGAACGAGAAAAGCACGAUCUUGAUGGAAUCCAAACAGUAUCGGCUUAUGGCAGAGAAAAAACAGGUCCACGACAGAGAAGUGAUUCAAUCUUUGAGGUGGAUAGUGAAGAAGCAUGAGACAGCUAGGAAAUUGUUGGAGAACCGGUUGAUGUUCUUGAGUAGGAAGUUAAGGUUAUGUUUUGAAGGAAAUAAUAAUAAUAUCCAAUGGGUUGAAGAUGGUGAUGAUGAUGAAUACUACUUGAGGAAGUAUGAAGAAGAUGAGAAUGACAUUUCACAUCAUCCUAGUGGUAAUGAAAGAAGUGGUGAGCUCUUAUUGAGCUCUCUUGAUUUGGGUUCAUAA